Molecule: messenger RNA, 1341 nt
Organism: Guillardia theta CCMP2712
Lineage: Eukaryota; Cryptophyceae; Pyrenomonadales; Geminigeraceae
Exons: 2
Coding region: 1-1341 (446 amino acids)
Source: RefSeq, a predicted model, not a curated record
AUGCCGCGUCUGGUUGCCAGCAGUGCUGGUUCUUUUCGGACUACGGAUUUACUGGCAGAAGCGACCAGCGAGAAGCUGCACAAACCCACACAAAACACAAGCCCGAAAAGAACCAGCACUGCUGGCACCCAGACGCGGCACCGCCAGCCCAAGCGCGAAGCCGCGCAGACAAGCAGCCGAAGGGUCAAGCAAUCAAGCAACAAGCAGCAGGAGCAUGCAGGAGGAAUAAAAUCCCUUCGCUCAUUUCUUGACCAGCACUUCCUCUCGUCUCACCCUCGAGCGAUUCAGUUCGGACUCGAUCGAGACGGCUGUCUGAAGUUCUCGCAAACCGCGUCAGCGCUCCUGCCCCUUCACGCUCGCGGUGAUGAUGAGGAUGUUGCCAACCCCACAGUGCUGGUGAGCUUGGAUGCAAAGAACGCCUUCAACUCCCUCGACCGCCAGGCUCUCUUCGAUGCAAUCGAGGGACGUGCGAGUCGCGACUACUUUGAUGGGAGCAUCACUGAAGGCGCAAGCUUGCCCUCUUGCGAGCAUCUCCGUUUGUUCGCCUCCUACCUCUUCAGCUACUAUGGAGACUCUGCUGACCUUCGACUCUUUCACAAAAGUCAGUCAGCCUCCGUUCAGUGUACCUCGGGCGUCUGUCAGGGCGAUGUCCCCUCCAGCGUGUUUUUCUGCCACAGUAUCCACCCCCUGCUCCUCCAUAUCGCAGAGCUUUUUCCCUCUGUUCGAGUCUUGGCCUAUGCUGACAACGUCGUACUUGUCGGUCCACUCGAGGAUGCCGUUGCAGCUACGUCCGCUAUGAAGAAGUACAUGGUGGCUGAUCUGAAGCUAGAGAUUCAACCUCGCGAGUCGAAAGUUUACAUCCCCUCCUGGCAUCAACACCCUGAUCUCUCGCAGCUGAAGAAGAGCCUUAAGCGCCGUCUCAAGACUCAACUUCUUCACUUCGAGGUCGUCACUGGCGGGAUUACACUUGGCGGCCUGCCUAUCGGCACGGAUGGAUUUCAUGCUAGUCAGCUCCGAGCGAAGGUUUCUACCCUCAACGAAGAGCUCUCGAAGCUCGGGCUCGUCCAGCAUGGCUUCAUGUUCAAGACGCUGGUGAGGGCGAGCCAUCUCCAGAAGCUGCGCUUCUUCCUCCAGGGGUCUUCUCCGUUUCUCCCGCGGGUCCAAUCACAGAUUCGUCGCUUUGACCUCUCUGUCCACCUGGCGCUUGAGAAAUACCACCGCUGGCCUUCCUCGCAGUACCUCGCCGCGCAUCCCGACCUGCUAGAGUUUGCGAGGUUCAAGCGGGAGCUUCCGCAUGGGCAUUGCCGCGGCGUCGCCGCCGUCACGGGCGGCUACCACUGA